AUGAGGCUCAACCCCACGAAGUAUGCCUUCAGCGUAGCUUCGGGAAAAUUCCUUGGCUUCAUGAUUAGCCAGCAGGUUAUUGAAGCUAAGCUAGAAAAGAUUCAGGCCAUUUUAGACAUGAAGAUACCCAAGACAGUUAAGGACAUCCAGAGCCUUACCGGACACGUCACGGCCCUGACCAGGUUUAUCUCUAAGGCCACUGAUCACUGCGCCCCCUUCUUCAAGGCAUUUAAGGGCAACAAGCGAAACAUCACCUAG
Messenger RNA from Prunus armeniaca (apricot), 258 nucleotides. NCBI's taxonomy places the organism in Eukaryota, Viridiplantae, Streptophyta, Magnoliopsida, Rosales, Rosaceae. The record is from the annotation of a GenBank genome assembly.